Molecule: messenger RNA, 2594 nt
Organism: Loxodonta africana (African savanna elephant)
Lineage: Eukaryota; Metazoa; Chordata; Mammalia; Proboscidea; Elephantidae
Gene: CCDC142
Product: coiled-coil domain containing 142
Exons: 8
Coding region: 127-2592 (821 amino acids)
Source: RefSeq, a predicted model, not a curated record
GACAGUUCCGGACGCUUCCCCGCAAGAGACAAGAGCUCUAGGGAUGGGGCGGAGUCCCGGCUACGGCGGGCGUUGGGCCGUGCCUGGAAGCGGAAAUCGUUAGGUCCGUUCUGGACCCGCCUUCCGAUGGCCCAGGCGUCUCGCUCGGGUGGCCUUCUGCCUCCGCUCUCUACCGUGCCGCCGCUGUGGGUGCAACCUGGGGGUGCUGGGGAGGAGCCGUGGGAGGGAAGGCGGGCGGGCGCCCUCCCGGGGGAGGUUCGCGGCUGGCGGGGGCUGCCGGUUGCCGAGAGCAUCCCCUGCCUGGACCCGCGACCAGGCGCAGCGCCGGGAGGGCAGCCGUGGUGGGCUGGGCCGGCACCCGCGGGCGCGAGGGAGGACGACGCAGCUGGGGCUGCAGACUGGAGGCGGGAGCCGGCAGCGGGCGGCCAGAUCCCUCCAGCCCUGCAGCGUCUUCGGGCCGUGUUACUGCGGCUGCACGGUGAGCGGGAGCAGCUCCUCCGGGCCCGCGACUGCGCCCGUCACCUGCAGGCGGCCGUGCGCCUCCUGUGGACCCUAAGUCCCGGCACACCAUCGCUCGGCCCCAGCCCUUUGCUCCAGCUUUGUAGAGACGUGCUGCCUUACGCUUCCCGAGGGGCCGUCCUGCGGACCCGGCCUCUUGAGGCCCUCGAGCCGCUGCUCUUGACGCGUCUCGUAGGACUAGCCACCCAGCGCCUGGAUGCUGCUAUCGAAAUGCAGCUUCGCGUUCUGGGCCGGGCGCCCUCCAGCCCGGGCCUGUCAUCUCAACUCUCCGAGCUGCUGCUGGUGCUUCCCGCCUACCAUCAGCUACUGGCAAAAGCCAGGAGCCACGUCCCAGGGGUAGCGCGCCCCUUUACCCCGGCCCGAGUGCUCCGCCUCCUGGCGGGGGAACGAGGUUGCCAGGUAGCAGGUCGGCUGGACGAGGCGCUCAGCGGAUCAGGCUUGCGGGACCAGCUUCGCAGACAGUGCCAAGAGGAGCGGGAGCUGCUGCCAGGGCUGCUGGGGCUGGUGGAGGGCGUGGCGGGUUCAUCCAGCAGUGGACUGGGGCUUGGAGGGGCUGGGGCCCUGUGGAGCCAGUAUUGGACCCUGCUGUGGGCGGCCUGUGCUCAGAGUCUGGACCUGAAGCUGGGACCUUGGAAGGACCUUAGGGCAGCAGCACAACAGCUGAGUCAGGCACUGGGUCAGGCAUCACUACCUCAGGAGUGUGAGAAGGAGCUGGCUUCUUUGUGCCACAACCUACUUCACCAGUCGCUUAUCUGGAGCUGGGACCAAGGCUUCUGCCAGGCCUUGGGAUCAGCUCAUGGGGAUCAGAACAGCCUUCCCCCUUCCUGGGAUGGUAGCACGUGCUCUCGAACCACUGAACUUCUGCAACAGCUCUUCCCCCCUCUCUUGGAUGCCCUUCAGGAACCCAGGUCAGGGCUGAUCCUCUGUAAGCCUCCAGGCCCUGCACCCCUUGCCCUCGGGCUCUGUACCCUCCAGACCACCUUGCUCUGGCUCUUGGGAAGAGCUCAGCAGCACUUGGCAGCAUGGACCCCAGGCUCUUUCCUGCUCCUGAUCCAGAAGGACUUGCCUCCUCUAUUGCAUGAGGCACAAGCUCUGUCUAGCCUAGCCUCAGAGGAAAGCUUGGCCCUGGAGGUGGAGCAACAGCUAGGCCUGGAGAUCCAGAAGCUGAUUUCACAGAUCCAGCUCCUGCCUGAAGAGUCACUAAGUCUCUUUUCUCAAGAAUGUUAUAAACAAGCCACACAGGGCUUUGAGCUCUACAUGCCACGGGGUCGGUACUGGCGGCUUCGUCUCUGCUCUGAACUGCCUAGCGUUCCUACUGAGUAUGCUGGGUUGGUGGUCCGCACCGUACUGGAGCCUGUGUUACAAGGAUUGCAGGGAUUGCCACCCAAAGCCCAGGCUCCUGCCCUCGGUCAGGCACUGACAGCCACCCUGGGUGCCUGGCUCGAUCAUAUCCUCACCCACAGGAUCCGGUUCAGCCUGCAGGGGGCGCUGCAGCUCAGACGGGACUUUGGCGUCGUCCGGGAAUUGCUGGAAGAGGAGCAGUGGGGCCUGUCGCCCGACCUUCGCCAGACACUGCUUAUGCUCAACAUCUUCCAGCAGCUGGAUGGGGCCCUGCUAUGUUUAUUGCAGCAGCCCUUACCCAAAACACGAGUCUACAAGAGACUUCCCUGUUGCUGUGAGUCACUCCCCCUUGCCAACCCCUGGCUCUUCGCCCUGAGGCACUACUUUAUUUACCCCGCCCCCAACGCAUCCUCACCACUGGUCUGGCUUCAGCAUCUCCUCUCAAACCACCUGCUUUCCGCUCUGGCCUCACCAGGUGCUUGUCAUGAGGUCCAGACCACGGAAUUGCCCGGCAGCAGCCUCAACAGCCUGGAAAGCUUGGAGCCCCCUCUUCGGCCUGCAGCAGCCCCAGCCCAGACAGCUCAGUUGCUAAGCACACUGUGGGGAGGAGGACCUAACCCGGAGGCUUACCUCGUGGGAAAUCAGCAGGCCUGGCUUGCCCUGAGGCAGCACCAGCGCCCCCGCUGGCACCUGCCUUUUCUUUCCUGCCUGGGCACUGGUCCUGAACAGUAAGG